Dreissena polymorpha is the source of this 1214-nucleotide messenger RNA. RefSeq lists its product as uncharacterized. The transcript has 2 exons. The record is from RefSeq and is a predicted model, not a curated record. NCBI's taxonomy places the organism in Eukaryota, Metazoa, Mollusca, Bivalvia, Myida, Dreissenidae. The coding region runs from base 457 to 834 and encodes 125 amino acids.
AGCAGUGUUACAAAACGAUCCGUCACUGUUAAACAAUGAACACGCUUAUCAAAGUAAAUUGUUAUAAAUACAGCAUCACAUCCUUAACUCGAUGUAAUUGCCGGAUGUUUUGCGCACAUGGGCGUGAAUAAUGAAAAAAAAACAAGGCAAUAAAUGUCGUUGAAUGAUUAAUUAAAACGUUAUUUGUUACAUUUAAAUAGCGACGUUAUUUUAUGUAACGUUGACGCGUAUACGUGGGUGCAACCACGUUAAGAGAUAUGUAGGUCGUUUCUUAGGAUAGGAUUUCCAAUUAAAACGGGAUAGGUAAAAAACAUACGUUACGGAUCAACAAAUCAAGCACACGGUGAAUGUAUAAAUAAAAGGCACAUUCUCAACGAAAUGCGUAACAAUCAAUUUGUGGGAGUUUGAACAAAAAGUCGAACGAUAAUCCUGGAAUUUCGGGCAAAUCGUAUUAAUAUGAAGAUCACAUCAAUCGUACUGUGUAUCAUGGUGGCGGGGGCCAUUCACCACUCAGAGGCAUGGCUAUUUAAAGACAUUAAAAAAGCGUUUACAGAUGCUGGCAACGCCAUUAAGGGCACGGCGCAAAAUGCGGGUAACGCCAUCACAGGUGCAGCCAACGUUGUAGGAGAUACAGUCAAGACGGGCACUGACGCAGCGAAAGAUGCCAUUGUAGAUGGUGCAAAGAUUGUGGCAAAUAUUCCUAUCGUAAAAACAGUUCAUAAAGCUGGAGAAGGUUUGGUUAACGACGGAGUCAAUGCUGUUGGUGGCGUCGUUAAGGAUGGUGCAGGCGCCGUUAAGGAUGGCGUAAAUAAAGUGAUAUCGUUCUUUGGGUAGUUAGCUAGACCAUUUUGUUACUGUUUUCAGUCGAUAUAUAAAAUAUUUCUAGAUAAGUGAUGUACAUGUAUCGCGUUAUUUAAACAUCGAUGGUAUUUAACUAAUUUGGUGACAGUUUUCAGUCAAAAGAUAAAACCUUACUUGAAAUGUUAAUAAGAACGUAUCUCGCUUAUGAGGCAUAGUUUAUUUUGAAUGGGUUUCCUUUGUUACCUUUUUUUGUUUUUCAUUUUAAAAGUUUGCUUUACUUUUUCAUUAUUCAUGUGUUGAAUAAGUUUUAGUUUGUGUUCAUGUGUGUCUGUUUGCAUACAAUGUUAUGUAAAUGUGCUUUUUUCCUGUUUAGUUUGUGCGAUUGUAUUCAAAUAAAAUUACACGUGAAAAUG